UAUGGUCUGCGUAAGCCGGAAAUUUACCUUCCCCUUCCCUCAGCGCCUGUUGUGGAAGUGGCUGUUGAGGAAGUGGGGCGGUGAGGGCAGCUCGGUUCUUUCCUUCCCCCUCGGCGGGGUGGCAGGAGAGCUCUGGUCCCGGUCCUGGCGAUUUGCUUACCAUGCAGUAAGCAGACUGCCUGUCAUCAGCGCUGAGGCGCAGUUCAGCAAAGGAAGAGAGCCGCCCAACGUCGGAGCAUUAUUAGUUCCUUGUUUUAUCGUCAUAGAAUUUUAUUCCAGAAAGGUGGAGAGUCCUGUGACAUUUUAAAUAUUAACCGGCACAUUUACAGAGAGUAGAGUUCAAUUGGAUAAGUCAGUCAGUUUCUCUUUUCUGCUCGUCUGUCUCUGAAAUAUAAGAGUAGGUCUGAUGAUCUGACAUUGAGUUACAGACUUAAUAUUGCUUUAUUUCACGAUCUUCUGGCCCUCUUCUGUGUGUUUCUGUUUGAAACAUUUUUUUCUGCCUAGAACAUCUGUUCCUUACUUCUCACAGUGGGGCAUGUCACGUUAUACAACUUUUUAGAUAGGUGACCAGAACUUGUAUAUUUCUCUGUGAGUGAAUGAUCCAGUGAAUAGCUGAGUGACAUAGCUGAGCCAGGAAGCAGAAUGAAAUACCCAGAGUUAACAGCUGUAAGUCACCUAGAGCCACACAAUGGAAAUGAGGGGCAUGUACAUUAAAAAAUAAAUAGGAAUGAUGAAUCUGCUUUGGUAUUUCUGGUAAACGUGUUGCUUCACUUUUUAAAAAAGGAGUCAGUGGUGGUCAAACUAAUUUUGUUCUAUGAGUCUCCAAACUUUCAAUUUUCUGUGAUUUAAAUGCAUUGCAUUUACUGUUUAUCACUUCAAUUUGUGCUUUGUGUUUUCCACCAUUAUCUCUAAAUGGAUACAGAAAGACAAUUAAAUAAAUAGUCAACAAACCCAAUUAAAAUUGAGAGCCAGUUUGAUUUAAUGGUUAAGGCACCAGCCCAGAAAGCCAGAGACCAUGAGUUCAGGUGCCCCUUUAGAUAUGAAAAAAAGCCUGCUUUGCUGGGUGGCCUUGGGCCAGUCACUCUUUCAGCCCAACCCACCUCACUGGGGCGUUGUUGUGGGGACAAUAGUAUUUCUAAAAAUAAUAAGAGAUAUAAAUUAAAAUAAAAAUCCAUGGCCAAAGAAGAAUUUAAGUUGCUCAGUGCAAGGGAAACUUGUAUUUAUCUUUUUGGUAACAAAUUCUUAUUGACUAAUUUAAGUACAGAAAAUGUUCUUUAGCAAUUUCUGGAAUACUCUGAAUGUGCCUUUUUCAUUGUAUAAGCCUAUGACUAGGGAGGAAAGAAAAGCAAAACAAUUUUAUCAAAAUGUAAAUAACAAAAAAUAAGCAACCACCAAUAUAUAUGUAUGUAUGUGGAAAAAUGAAUAAUUAAAAGUUUCUGUUUCUGUUUAUUUUCUUCCUUCACUUUAAUCAGUUAAGGUAUCCCUAAGCAAAUGGUAUAUUUCAUGAAUCUCUAGAUGAAAAGAAGCUGACAGUCUUUAUAUUGUACAAAUUUAAAUAGAUCUUUUUGCAAAUUUGAAUGCAUACCUACUAUUUAUGUGCAGUUGCUUACCAAUUCAAAAUAAGAAAACAAUUUAUAGGCUAGAUGCAAAAUCUUGGAAACUCAGUACUUCCUCUGGCUGAAAUAAAAUUUCUUAAAGAGACUUAAAGGUGUUUGUAUUUGCCUCUUUGCAUACUUUGCAGAGCUCAAAAAAUAUUCUUUGGUCUUUUUGCAUAUACUGUACAGGUAGUCCUCAGCUUCCAAAGUUCAUUUAAUAACUCUUCAAAGUUACAACAGCACUGAAAAAAGUGACAUAUGACCAUUUUUCACAUGACAAUUGAAGCAUCCCUAUGGUCACAUGAUUUACAUUUAGAUGCUUGACAACUGGUUCAUGUUUAUGACAGUCACAGUGUCCCAGGCUCAUUUUGCGAACUUCUGACAAGCAAAGUCAAUAGGGAAGCCAGAUUCACUUAACAGCUGUGUGACUAAUUCAACAACUGCAAUGGUUCACACUACAAAUGUGGCAAGGAAGGUCCUAAAAUAGGGCAAAACUCCCUUAACAAAUUUCUCACUUAGCAACAUAAAUUCUGGGCUCAAUUGUGGUCGUAAGUCGAGGACUACCUGUAUAUAUGAGUUCCCCAUGGAUUUUCAACAAUAUUCAAAUCUGCUUACUGUGAAGACCAUUUCCAAACCUUGAUCUUUUUUUCUUGUAAUACUUCAUAGUUGAUUUGAAAGUGUGUUUUAGAUCUGUUGUAUUUAAAUUUGUACCAUUUAGAGGCUGUGUCAGCUUCUGUUCAUUUAGAAAUUCAGUAGCACAUACAAACUGACCUAACUUUUUUCAUAUUCUGUACAAGAUUACUUCUUUGUUUCCAGAAUUGCAAACAACAUGUGCAUCAUGUAAAUACUAACACAUAGGUUUCUGGAUUAUACAAAUGAUUCACAGUAAGUGUGUAAUUGUAAGAUUUGCAUUAUCGCAUAAUCACAAUUUGUUAUGAAUGCUGCUGAAUGUAAGGAAUUUUGCACUAAUUGGGACCAAUUUGUAUGAAACCAUUUCUCUUUAAAGCUUCUACUAUAAAAUAUAUUCCAAGACACCUUGAGUUAGGUAAUGGGAUCAGAGAACAGUGCUUUAAAGCGUGAUGCAGUGGAUGAACCUUCAUUUACACUACCUUCUGGAGUCAAUAUUUAUUCAGCAAUAUUGCAGCAUGACAAACUUGCGUCAGUGUUUGUUUACAACAGAGAAAAUGAAGACAAUGUUAACAGAGCUGCCAAGCACCUGAAAACGUUACGCCAUCCUUGCCUUCUGCGCUUCCUUUCGUGUACUGUGGAAGUAGAUGGAAUUCACCUGGUUACAGAGCAUGUGCAACCACUGGAAAAGGUCCUGGAGGCUCUCUCUUCUUCAGAGAUAUGUGCUGGAAUCUAUGAUGUUUUACAGGCUCUUGUGUUUCUUCAUGAUAGGGGAAAUCUAACCCACAACAAUAUCUGCUUAUCCUCUGUAUUUGUGAGUGAGGAUGGACACUGGAAAUUAGGAGGCAUGGAAACUGUCUGCAAGCAGAAUGAAGCAACAGCAGAGUUUCUGCAUAGUAUCCAAUCAAUACGAGAGAAGACAGGGAUUCCACCUGAAGAACAGUCUGUAGACUUCCAGCUUCUUCCUGAAGGCCAUGGGCAUUCCCGAGAUGCCUACUCAUUUGGUGUAAUGGUUGAAAAACUGCUUACUUUUUUAAAUGAAGAAGUUUCAGAGGAUGUACUUUCCAGCUUUCAGCAUACAUUACGCUCCACUUUGCUAAAUCCAGAUCUAACAUGCCGCUCCCCACUGUCCAACCUACUGUUUCAUGAUUUUUUUAGAAAUGAUUUCUUAGAAGUGGUAAGCUUUCUGAAUAGUUUAACACUGAAAUCUGAGGAGGAAAAAACAGAAUUUUUCAAAUUCCUGCUAGAUAGAGUGGCUGGCUUGUCAGAGAAGUUGAUUGCUUUGCGCUUGGUACCUCUCUUGCUCAAUCAGCUUGUGUUUGCUGAACCAGUAGCUGUGAAGAGUUUUCUUCCUCAUCUUUUGGGGCCCAAGAAGGAUAAAUUGAGUGAAAGCCAGAUCAAUGGUCUGCUGUCUCCGGCUAUGUUCCAGGCACAUGUCAGCCCAGUGCUGCUGAAACUCUUUGAGGUGCACGAAGAACAUGUUCGGAUGGUAUUGCUCUCUCACCUAGAUGCCUAUGCAGAACUGUUUACACAGAAAGAGCUAAAAAACAUCAUAUUGCCACAGGUUUUACUUGGCUUGCGAGAUACUAGUGAUUCUCUAGUGGCUGUGACACUGCAAAGUUUAGGAGUGCUAGUCUCAUUCCUUGGACCUGAUGUGGUUGUGGGGGGUGACAGAACAAAGAUCUUCAAGCAUUCAGCCCCAAGUUUCACUAAAAUUAUGGAUCUUUCCUCUGAAGACUCUUCUGAUGAUGUAAUGAGCUGUGAGGGUAAACUAAUCUACCUACCACUACAGCAUAAUUCAAGUAUGUUUCUCAAGUGCCACAAUUCUGGAAGUUUGUCCUUCAGCAACAAGAACAAUGUACCAGGGGAAGGUUCUCACAUUGCCCUAAGAAAAGGGAAGCAAGACUCUUUAAACUUAUAUAAUAUUCCUAGUGGAAUAAGUACAAUAAAUAAUGGCAAAAACUGCCACCAUGUGACUGAGAAGACAGAAGAAUGGCCAGACUGGAAUGAGUACGAAGAGCUCAAGCCAGAAAAAAAUAAAAUUGCUGAUACCAAACUGAAAGACUUUUGUGUUAACAGCCAUCCACGUCUUGCCAAUCAUGAUGGAGAAGAGAAAUCUCCCUUUAAGCUCUCUUCAGGAAACACUCACUAUGAUAGAGGGAUAAAUCACAUCGCAGAGCUGCAGCUGCCUCCAAAUACAUUUGCACCCACAAAAGAACUCAGAACUCUCCAAAAUAAUCCCUUGCCAGAGUCUAUCAGCAACAGCGAUGGCUGUGACCCAAGAGACCAGGAUCAAAAGUCUUAUUUGACCAAAACAUCAUUUCUAGAGAAAUCUCCCAAGUUGAAAAGUGGUUUAGGAGAAGAGUUUGUGAUCCAGGUGAAGAGGAAAGAAUUGCAUGACACAGAGCUGGACUGGUUUGCAGACAUGGUCCCAGAUAUCAAAUCUUCAUCAUCGCUCUUAGUUCUACCAGAACUAGAGACCCAUUCAUUUAUUCAGAGUAACUCAGAGAGAGUUUUGAACUCUAUGAGCGAUGGACAAGAAAUGCAGUUUUCUUCUAAAUUUGCAGCAUCAGAAAUUGCAGAGGUGGAUGGUGUUGGCUGGGAAGAAGAUGAUGACCUGAAUUGGGAAGAAGAUACUAACUGGUGAUGAUGAAGAUCUUCUAUCGGUUACAGUUCAGUAACUUCUUUCACAGUACCCUGGACAUUCUAAGUCCUCUCCUCAUUCUCCACUUGCACAAGCAAUGAGAACUUGGUAUUGGCAUAUCAGUGCUUGCCUUUCUGAGUUAAACUUUUAGGCCAAAACUAUAGCAGGGAUUUCCCUGCCUUGGUUGCUAACAAUUGGACAAAGCGGGAUGUUACAGAUAUGUGGCUUUAUAUUUCCACAACUGUUUUAUUUGUGAAGAAUUCUAGGAAAAAUAAAUGGAUAAAUCACUA
Pantherophis guttatus is the source of this 5156-nucleotide messenger RNA. The record is from RefSeq and is a predicted model, not a curated record. NCBI's taxonomy places the organism in Eukaryota, Metazoa, Chordata, Lepidosauria, Squamata, Colubridae.